AUGCAAUCUCUCAGAGGAGUCUCCACUCUGGGUUGCAGCGAAGUACAGAGCAGCCUGAUCAGACCAGGACAGAUCGAUAGAUACCUUGUAGAUGCCCAGAGAUAUCAGCUUAUGUACAAAUCAGUGGAACCUGUCAGCGGAAGACCACUCUUUGUCCAGGGAAAGACGAAAAGAUUGGAUAGGAUUGUCGUGGAUACUGUGCAGGGAAGGGAUAAGGUCUACAAUGUCAUCUUCGUUGGAACUGAGGAUGGGAAGAUCAAGAAGCUAGUUAACCUUGAUGGCUUGGACAAUGCUUGCAUUGUUGAAGAGCUCUGUGUUACGCCUAUGCACAAGUGUGAUCCACUCAGGACAUUGAAAAUCAGCAAAAAGAAGAAUGCCCUCUAUGUCGGACUACCAGAGGCUAUCGUCAAAGUACCUGUUGAAAGAUGUCAUCAAUUCACCACCCAAACUGAGUGUCUGAAUGCUCGAGACCCAUAUUGCGGAUGGCAUCAGCUUAGAUUAGAAUGCACAACAUAUCCUGAGGAUCCUUUAGAGGUUGAGGUUUGGAUACAAGAUAUCACAGGAUGCCCUAUCAUGGACAAUACAGUUGAUGGCAAAUUUGGUGAGUGGUCCAACUGGACCCAGUGCUCCGACCCCCUAGGACUUGAAGCCUGUAUGUGCCGCUACCGGGACUGUGACUCGCCGGCACCCAAGUGCGGGGGCACUACAUGUAUAGGAGAGUAUCAGCAGGUCGUCAACUGUACAGGUAGACCUAGUGGCCACAGCGGUCCAGGCACGGCAAUUGAUAAUUACAGGCCAGGAUUCUGGGGUGAAUGGAGUUUAUGGACAGAGUGCUCUGCUCUGUGUAAUGGUGGAAUUCAAUCUCGUGUUAGAGACUGUGUUAAUGGACAGGCCUGCAUCGGUGAUUCAACUCAAACGAGAGAAUGUAAUAAACAAGCAUGCUCAGAGGUUCGUAGACCAACUGACUGGACUCCUUGGUUGGUUCAUAAUGUGUCUGAAGAUGGUCUUCUUAUGCAACGCUUCAAGUACAUCUGCAGAGCUCAGGUGCCAGCGAGGGAUAUGGUGUCUGUCGGUAGGAUGAAGGGACAGUUUAAGUUCUGUCCUUUCAGCAGUACAAAUAAAAGGUGCUGGGGUGAUAGUGAGAGUUUUGGUGGGUGGACCAUGUGGUCUCCAUGGUUACCAUGCAGCUCAUCAUGUGGCCAAGGUGUUCAGGUCAGGCACCGCGCUUGUUUCCCUGAUAACGCUGAUUGUAACGGGCAGUACUACGAAAAACGAGAUUGCUUGACCUAUGUUCCCUGCCCAGUAAAUGGAGGUUGGGCUUGUUGGGGAGAAUGGAGUGAAUGUUCGGCAAGCUGCGGCAAGGGUAUCAAGCAGCGUUACCGUGAGUGUACACACCCUCUCCCACUCAACGAUGGAAUGGAAUGUACGGGGAGUAACAUGGAGGAAGUACCCUGUGAUGGGGUGGACUGUCCCAAAACAGAUGUAUUCGAAUUACCCAACUGGCCAGGUAUAUCAGUAAGAACCGGUCAGCGUGACCCAUCUGGGGUAGCAGGUGGGGCCAUAGAUACCAACCUUGGCUGGAAGGAGUGGAGUAAAUGGUCUUCAUGUAGCCACAAAGGGCGCCGUCACAGGAGCAGAAAGUGCGAAAGUGCUAUGCCACUUUACAAGCAAUGCAUGGGAUGCGUGAAAGAGAUCGACUGGUGCUAUGAAAACGAGGAUACACCAGCCUCUCCGUUCCAAGCUCCAGCUGUUCAGAGGCUUCAAGCCACACCCAACUGUCCCAACCAAGACGGAACCAUGGAACCCCUCUACUUCUGUAUUGUAGCCAUCGUAGCAGCUGUAGCAGGGUCAAUCAUGUCACUCUCUGUAUACAUCUCGUGGCAGAAGAACAACAAAAGGCGGGAUCAGACCCAGCUUGACUAUGACGAUGAGGAGGAUGACUUUGGCGACAUGGCACAGUACUCCGAUUCUGAAUACUCCUUUGAUGGCAGUGAGUCUUCGCCGGCACAUAUCACCUCAAAUCCAACAGAACUGGAAAAUGAGAGAUGAACUUGACAAAUAUCCUCUCUAGACUCUUUUUAUAUGUUUAAUGAUUUGAGUGUUCUCACGAGAUAUGGGGAAAGUGGACUCUUUUUCUUGUGCUGCAUCUCAAGAAGCCGUUAUCCUCCUUAUGGAAGCAACUUCGACCUCAUGACUUGAUGCGCGUGACGAUAUUCUUGCACUUAUUUAUAUAUACAUAUAUAUAUAUUCUAUUUUUCCCUUGUGAAGUUCAGCUGUAUUCAUUUGGUGUAUUGUCCUAUUUAUGAAUGUCAGUAACUGACACGUUUUUAAGCUUGAAUUGUGAAAUGGACGCAAAAACUCUUGUAUCGCUUAUUAUUGUCGUUGACUGCCGAGGAGUGUUGGAUAUGUUUCAGUGGAUUUAAGAGAUAAGAGGACAUGUGAAAAAUCAUCUAUGCAAAUUAACAAGGACAUCGGCUUUGUGACAUCAAGAGGAAUCCAAACUGCUGGAAGAAACAAUUUUACAUCUCUUUAUUUUCAACAUUAUUUAAAGCACUACAUUUUAUCAAAGAAUAUAUUGGGCUUAAGUAAUGGCAUGGGUUUUAUGUCUAUCAGUAUGAAAGAAUUAUUUAAAAAGCUAACACGGUCAAUAGUCAGCUUAUGCCAUUAUGUUGGAAUCAAGCAAUAAGCACUGUGGUUAUAUGUGGUUUUAUAUAUUUGCAUUUUUUUGUUCUUGUUUUAACGUGUAAAUGAAAAAUGUAUCAAUAAACUAGGAACAUCAAUCAGAACAAAUAAAAAGCUUGUUAUGUUGUAUUCAUUUUAAUAUGCUUCUCAUUGCAUUGUUGAGUUGAUAUAUUCUCCAUUGAUUAUCAUGAAACAUAUGGCUUUAUAUGUUGUAUAUAAACUUUAUUUAUAUGAGCAAUAUCAUUAAUAUGCUGAUAUUGCAUGUAAUGUUUGUCUGUUACCAAAUAUUGUGGGCACAAUUUUGGUCAUUAUCAUAUGAGUUGUUUAGUGUAUUACAGUUAUUUUCUUGGUUACUAAUUUUGGCUUUUUCGUUGCUGAAUUUUCCUCCUUAAUUUCUGUGAUAAUUGUGGGAAUAGCACUGUCAAGUAUUUUUUUUAUCUGAUGACUACUACUACUCUGGCCCUUCAUAUUAGUAUUAAUUUGUAUGAAUACAUUAACUUGAUAAAUGAAUUGAAAAUACUCUACAAAUGAUAAUUACCUGUUACAAAAGUAAGUUAUGCAUAGUCUUAAAACUAAUUAUGUUUUUUAUUUUUAUUUAUUAAAGUCCUAAGACUAUUAUGUCAUCUAUCAGUUUCAAUUUCUUUAAGAUAUGUUCUUCAUCUCACUAUAUCAAUAUGUCUUGAUAAUGCAGAUGAAAUUUUAAACUGUUAUCUGUUUAAAUUGUUGUAAGUGUACUCUAUUGAAUAACACAGCAAUAAAGUUAUAUAGUUCAGCUCUUCAAUUGAUUUACUUCCAUGAUUGAGUUAAGGAUUAUUUUGUAUUUUAGAAAACUGUUUUAACAGUGAUUAUUUUUAGUUUCAAACCUCAAUUAUGCAUUUGGCAAAUCCACCCACUCUUGAAAUGAUAAAACCAAGGGAAGAUGUUAUUAUUAUGUAUUCAGUAAUAUUAUAAUUUAAGGGAAAUUGAAAUAAAAUCAUGAUUGUAUUAAAAUUGUGUACAAACCCAGACAGCUAUAUAUGGUAUUUAUAUUAUUGUAAUAUAUAUUGUAAUGAAUUGUAUAGAUUGCCUUGUAUUAAAUGCACAUAUCUUUGUACUAGGGUGAUAAUUAUUAACGAGACUCUAAACAAUGUGUUGUUGUUUGUCUCCAAAGAUUGAAUAUUUUUUGUCAUUUUGUAUGUGUAUAUAAUAACAUGACACAGAUAUUGUGUUCACAAAAGUCAUUUUUUGAUGAAUUGUAUUGAAACCAUUUGAAAAGGUUGGCAUUUGAGCUUAUAUUUCACUUUUUGUGUCAUGAAAGGUACUUAAAAAUAGAACAAAUUAUGUAAAACAUUUUUUUUCCAUGGAUUUGGAUUGGGAAAUUAUUUGAAAUGUCAAAUUUUUCAACUAAUAUUUCUUCUUAUGCAUCUCACGACUGCUUUAUGAUUUUUUAAGUAAUACACAAAAUGAUUGGAUUUAGUAUAUAUUUCAUUUGCAAGCAACAAACAGCAGCUAAAGAUAUAUGGUAAAGUCUCUCUCCUAAAGAUUCACAGAGGUAGUAUAAUAUCAAUUUUCCAAACAUAUUGUUAUAGCCGCUUUUCCCCGAAGGAGCUGGGUGAGGUAAAUAAGAUAUUAAACAUCGGAUGUCAAUUCAUUUUCACUUAUAAGUUGGGAGGCUAUAUUAACUACUAAAGUCUACAGGUACAUAUAUAAUUAUUGCUUCGGAUUGUGAAUGAAGAAAAUCAAAUGCAGUAAAUCAAUUCCCCAGAGCUAAAAAUUGUACUGAAAUGGGAGCUUUUUUAUAUAUAUCUGUGGUAUGUUUUGGAGAUCUUUUAUGAAAGAUGUCUCUAUUACUUUACAAGAGAAAUAUAAAGAGGAUGAUAGAAUUUCUAAUUGAUCCUGGGAAUGAUGUUUAAUUAUGUUUCUGAAAAAGAUGAAUGUCCCCUGUAUUAAAACUAAUUUACUUAUGCAAAUGCGAAAAAAUGUCUUGUUCUUGUGUACCAGUAUUUUACCUCUUUUUAGUCAAUAAAAGUGAUAUGCUCUUCUA
Molecule: messenger RNA, 4705 nt
Organism: Lytechinus pictus (painted urchin)
Lineage: Eukaryota; Metazoa; Echinodermata; Echinoidea; Temnopleuroida; Toxopneustidae
Product: semaphorin-5B-like
Exons: 15
Coding region: 1-2049 (682 amino acids)
Molecular function (GO): protein binding
Source: RefSeq, a predicted model, not a curated record